Messenger RNA from Arabis nemorensis, 573 nucleotides. The record is from the annotation of a GenBank genome assembly. Lineage: Eukaryota; Viridiplantae; Streptophyta; Magnoliopsida; Brassicales; Brassicaceae.
AUGCGUGUAGAUUUGCACGAGCUGAAGUUGUAUGUAGUCCCACUACCAAAGCACAUGACACUCCAAAUAGAUGACUUCAGCGUCAUCCCGGUGAACCAUGGUUUUGCAUACGCAGAGUUGGUUAAGGGUCAUGGGAAGGAAAGUAGUGGAAGUGUUGAGAGAGUUCAGUCACUGGCCGACAACAUCGUCCUCACACAGCCGCAGCCAGAAAAAGGAGAUACAAGAAAAGAGAAGUCCAUUGCUUGGCUAGGGGACACUCACCGUGGAGAUAGUGGAGCUCUAUCUUCGGGUUUGAAGCGGUACAAAUCGUUAUGCGGUGAUACAAGUGAAAGUAGAUCUUUAGACAUUCUGGUCGAUUCACAAGACGAGUCAGACACUGGUGGCAGCAGUAGAGGCCCGACAAUGAACUUAGUGUUAAGCAUUGGAAGAACAGAUCGGGGAACAAAUGACUUCCCAAGUCUAUUGUUCCAGCCAAGUGACAAUAUAACAACAGUUGACCUGCCAAUAACGGAUCUACCGGCUUACGUAUUUGGGCAGGAUGCAGCCCCAGUGGUAGAUGACCUCGAAUUAUAA